UUUUUUUUUUUUUCAUCUUUUUACCUUUUUACCCUUUAAUUAUUAUUAUUUUGUUUUGUUUGAAAAUGUCAAGUAUAAGAGAAAGGAAAGCUAAUUUUCAUCUUGAUCAAGAGUCAGCGCCUAGUCGAUUAGUUUAUACUACAAAUUGGAUCAAUUAUAAAGGCGCUUGGGUGACAGUGAUGCUUAUUGUGAUUGCACUUAAACUAUUAUAUUCGCUUAUUCCCUUUAUAUCUUCAGAGACAAGUUGGACAUUAACUAAUUUAACUUUUAAUGCAGGUCACUUUAUUAUGUUUCAUUGGUUACAAGGUAUACCCACUUUUGAAAAUAAUAAUCAUCAAGGUGCAUAUGAUGGUUUAACAGUUUGGGAACAAAUUGAUGAUGGAGUUCAAUUUACAGCAACAAGGAAGUUUCUAGUUGCAGUGCCUAUUAUUUUAUUCUUAUUAAGUACACAUUAUACACAUUAUGAUUUCUUACAAUUUGCUAUUAAUUUCUGUUCUCUUAUUAUCGUGUUGAUUGCUAAAUUACCUGCUAUGCAUCAAGUUAGAAUAUUUGGUAUCAACAAACGUUCUGAAGAAGUAUUUUAAAAAAGAGUGUGAAGAAGAAGAAGGAGAGAGUGUCUUAAAUAUACCAUACCAUUCAAAAAAAAAAAAAAAAAAAA
Messenger RNA from Cokeromyces recurvatus, 658 nucleotides. Its product is annotated as ORMDL family-domain-containing protein. Gene Ontology annotation, biological process: intracellular sphingolipid homeostasis; negative regulation of ceramide biosynthetic process; ceramide metabolic process. The record is from RefSeq and is a predicted model, not a curated record. Gene Ontology annotation, cellular component: endoplasmic reticulum membrane. The transcript is spliced from 4 exons. Lineage: Eukaryota; Fungi; Mucoromycota; Mucoromycetes; Mucorales; Mucoraceae. Bases 66 to 584 code for a protein of 172 amino acids.